Portunus trituberculatus (swimming crab) is the source of this 4987-nucleotide messenger RNA. It is a transcript of the gene Tnpo-SR, whose product is annotated as transportin-3-like. Gene Ontology annotation, biological process: protein import into nucleus. The coding region runs from base 344 to 3133 and encodes 929 amino acids. The record is from RefSeq and is a predicted model, not a curated record. Lineage: Eukaryota; Metazoa; Arthropoda; Malacostraca; Decapoda; Portunidae. Gene Ontology annotation, molecular function: small GTPase binding. The transcript has 17 exons. Gene Ontology annotation, cellular component: cytoplasm; nuclear membrane.
CCGCCCAGUGUGGCAACAGUGAGCGGCAAAGGCGAGGACGGUUGUGAGUGGCGGCGGGUACAGGACACUUACCUUCUCCUGCCCCAUAUAAACCCAAGAGAGACCUCACAUUACCACUAUACACACAUCAUAUCGCUGCCAUGCCGGGCUAGCCGCUGGACCCUUGCUCGUAGUCGCGGCAAGCGUGAAAAUCUAGAAAAGAGGCUUGUUUACUGCCAUGGCGUCGAGGUGCAGUCCUUCCUGAGGCCGCUUGCGAGUGCUGCUUUAUUUAUUUACCUGUAGUGUGCGUGGGGACGUGAGCGUGGCGGUGGUGGGCCUUGCCUCACCCCGGGAUUAUGGUAAGAUGGAGGUGGAUGUCAGCGAGGUGUUGGCGGCUAUCGGGACGCUCUAUGACGCUCAGGUCCAGGACAGACAGAAGCAUGACCAGGCGUCCCGCUGGCUCGGACAGCUGCAGCGAUCGGUACAAGCGUGGAAAGUGGCUGACCAGCUCCUUCACCUCAAGCACGAUGGCAACUCCUGUUUCUUUGCGGCACAGACUCUCCGCACCAAGAUACAGCUAUACUUUGGGGAGCUCCCAGUGGAGGCACAUGCGUCCCUGCGUGCCUCCAUGCUGGAGCACAUGAGUCACAUCACAGAACACACCUAUCAGGGCAUCGCCACGCAGCUGUGUGUGGCGCUGGCUGACCUGGCGCUUCACAUGGCCUCCUGGAGUGACCCCAUAGGUGACCUCAUCACCCAGUUUGGGCCGGAAUCCUCCAAGCCCAACCUGGUUCCUUUACUGGAAGUGCUCAUCGCCCUGCCGGAGGAGCUGCACUCGCGCCAGCUCCGCCUCGGACUCAACCGGCGCAAGCAGCUGGAUGAAUACUUCCACUCACAAGUUCCUAACAUCACCAAGAUCCUGCAUCUGGUGGUGGUGAGUGAGGGCACCACCAAGGAGAGCACCCACCUGAAGGCUCUCCGCUGCCUCGCCUCGUGGUUCAACAUCCACUCGCAGAACUGGGUGCUACUUCUCAACACCUGCCUAGUGGAUGACAUCCUCACCGUCGUUGGCAACCCGCAGGUGGCUCCCAGGUUACAUGAGAUUGCGACAGACUGUGUGUGUUCAGCGAUGAUCAUGCUGGAGGCAGAGAGGAUCCAGCCCUUAGCAGAGACCCUGUUUGCCGGUGUGCUGCAGAUGGGCAACGCUUACCACCUGGCUGUUGCUCUGGAGGACAUCAAUGCUAUCACCAACUAUGCCAGGAUCUUCUCUGAGCUUGGAGAGACGCUGGUGGAGGUGAUGGUGGAGCAGCCAGGGCAAGGUCUGGGGUCACUGCAAGUCCUCCAUCUACUCCUCACCUGCAUUGGCCAUCAUGACUGGGAGGUGGCAGAGAUCACCUUCAACUUCUGGUACAAGCUGUCCGAGGUGCUCUACAAGAAGAACUGUGAUAAUGUCAAUGAGCAGUUUAAGCCUUACGUGGAGAGACUCAUAGAGGCGCUCUACCGACACUGCCAGAUGGAGCCAGACCAUGACACCAUCUUGGCGCAGCAGGACGACUUCUAUGAGUUCCGGGAGCGUGUGCAGGAGCUGAUCAAGGACGUGGUGUUCAUCUGUGGCUCCAAGCUGUGUUUCCAGCAGAUGGCACAUGUUCUGCAGGCGCCGGACGUGGCCAAGAACUGGAACCUUAUGGAGGCAGCGCUCUUCAUCAUGCAGAGUGUGGCCAAGAACCUCAUACCGGAGGAGAAUGAGGUAGUGCCACCCAUACUGGAGGGAGUGUUGAGCCAGCCGGAGGACGUACACCUACAAGUGGCCUUCACCUCAGUACAGCUGAUGGCGGAGCUCAACGAGUGGAUCGCCUGCCACCCCAACUUCCUUCCCCACGUGCUUCAGUUCCUCACCCAGCGGCUCCACAACAAGCACCUGGCCACUGUCUCAGCAAAGGCCCUGGACGCCAUCUGCCAGAGUUGUCGGGACCACAUUGAGGAGCACUUUGAUGGCCUCAUGCAGAUCAUCGCUUCCCUGGACUCCUUCAGUAUCAGCAAUGAGGCCGUGGUAGGGCUACUCAAGGGCGUCGCUUCCAUCCUUGGCCGCCUCCCUCGCUCCCGCAUCAAGGACAACAUGCGGCAACUCUGUCGUCUGCAGAUCACCAGCCUUGGGAAGCUGAUUGAGGAGAAUGUUCCACCAGAGAAGAACACCAAGAAUGAUCCAGUGGUGUGGCUGGACCGCCUUGCUGCCAUUUUCCGCAACGUGAAUCCCACCGUGCAGAAUGGGGAGCAGCACCCCUGUCAGGAGGUGGUGAUGGAGGUGUGGCCCACUCUGUCACUGACCUUCCAGAAAUUCAGCAGUGACCUACGGGUAAUGGAGCACUGUUGUCGCUGCUUGCGCUUUGCUGUUCGCUGUGUUCACCAGCAGUCUGCGCCCCUCCUCUCCCCUCUCGUCGAACAGAUUGUGGGGCUGUAUGUCUCCCAUGGACACAGCUGCUUCUUGUACCUGGGUAGUAUCUUGGUGGAUGAGUAUGCCAGCGAGGCGGGCUGUGUGGGAGGCCUGCUAGCCAUGCUGGAGGCCUUCACACAGCCCACCUUCAACCUGCUCACACAGCCCAACGGCUUCCGCGACCACCCUGAUACCGUGGAUGACUGGUUUAGGCUGUGUGCCAGGUUCCUGCAGAGAGCGCCGGUGCCUUUCCUGCAGUGCUCAGCUGUCAACACCAUCCUGGAGUGUGGUAUUCAAGCCUGCAUGCUGGACCAUAAGGAGGCCAACUCAGCGGUGCUCAAGUUCUUCCAAGAUCUCAUCGAAGCCGGGAGGAAACGUGAGGAGCGUCCCGACUUCGAAACCCGGAGGACUCUUGUGACGGAGAUCUUCAAAACUCACGGAGAGAACCUGGUAGGGAACCUUGUGACGGCCGCUGUGUUCAUCCUCCCUCAGUACAUGCACCACGAUGUCGCCGAAACUUUCUUCCAGAUUAUGCAAUACGACCGUCCAAAGUUCUGUGUGUGGCUGGAAGCAAAACUGAAGGUGCUUCCAACCAAGAAUGCCGGCGGGGUGGAGGCUGUUAGUGCUGCUGAGCUGGCUGAGUUCCACAAAGCUGUGACGCAGGCUGAACGCACUAAAGAAAUCACCCGCGCUCUUGUUGACUUCUCCAGGUUUUUCAGCUGACACGACGGGCCAGCUAGGUGAGGCCGCCACUCUGGGAGGUGACCGCCUGCAGCAAGGACAGUGGAGGUGUGGUGUGAUGUGUGGGCAUCAUGCCACGUCCCGGGGCAGUCCGUGAUCUGCCCGUCCUGCCAGCCUGGGGUGGUGUGCCAUGGGCCGUCUCAUCGUCUGUGAUUCUCCCAUUAGAGAAUCUUGAAGUGACAGCUAUUAAAAUCUGCUCUAUUUUUAACUUCUGGGAAUUUCCAAGCUCCUGGGAUAGUUGUCAAUCAAAUUUUCCGUCUUUUCUCCCCUGGUGGGAUGAUUGCAAUGCCUGCCUCAGUCACUCACCGUGUCUCCACGCCUUCACGUCAUAGAAAGUAAAUUUUUACCUUGAUACGUGAUUGGUAUUCAUUUUGCCUAUUUUUUUUGUUGAAUGUAUUGCUUUUUAUUAACUUUGAAACAAGGUUUCUUUGUGAAACCACAAUAAUCACUCAGAAUUUUUAAAUUUUAUGUUUGGCUGUGAGUGUGUGAGGCUUGAGGUCUGUGAGUCCCUGUGGAAGUAAACACCUCAUCUUACUAGACUUUCUGGGGCACUGGUCAGGGUGCAGAGUAAUUUUGAGAGUAAACGUUUUAGCUACUCAACUUGCAAGUAUAAAUGUUGCACUGGACAGACUUGUAUAAAUUGUAGAUUGUGUUUUAUAUUUUUAUUCUGCAUGUGGCCAGGAGUCUUGACCCACGUAGAGGUUCCUGCCAAGUCCCUCUGGUGGUCCCUGCUUCCCUCUUGUGAUAGUGAGGUUGCUGCUGCAACACCCCUCUCAGUUGUCAACACUGGAGAUCACUUCUAUCAUAAGAUAACCCCUUGGCCCUUGGGUUAACAUUUUUUCCAUCACAGUGGAGCAAAAGUUUGUCUGAAGAUGUGUUGAUAUUACAAUGCAGUCUACUUUCUCCUUGUGAAGAACACUAAGCUGUUUAUCUGACAGUGUGCACCAUUGCCACUAUAAAACAAAGAAUCAGCAAAGUAUAUUCUAACUUUUAUUUUGCUUACAAUGAAAAUUUGAUGAGUAAUUAUUGUUUUUUUUUUUUUUUUUUUUUUUUUUUUUUUCCUAUCAAACUUUGAUGUACUCAUAAUGUCUUACAUAACGUUAACAAAUGGAAUUCCUCAGGCAAAGUGUUGAAAAACAUGCAGAUGAUCCCCUUGCCCUCUGUGGGCGACACAUUACACAGUAUCCAUUUCUUAUAAAUUACUGGAUGAUGCUUCUAGUCCAAGCUUACUCUUCUCCCCUCCAGUCACUCCUCACCAACCAGCCAGCUGUUGUGUGGCCAGCAGUCAGGACGCUGUGCUGUGUUCUGUUGUCUUGACUCAACAUUUCACAGGUGAAUCUCAGACAUGACACCUUUCACACACUCAGGAUGUUGCAAUUAGACUUUAUUAUAUCAUUAUUAAUUAUUAUUAUUAUUAUUAUUAAUUAUUUCUAUUAUUAUUAUUAUUCUGGUGAUGUUAGUUUUCCAUGUGGUGUGUGUCCUGGAUGUGUGAAACUUGCCACGUCAAGGGGAAAGUUCUUUUCGACUGGGCCUUUUACCCUGUUAAGUUGACACCAUGCUGUAACCAGUGGAGAAAACUUAUCUGUAAAGAAGUGCACCUGUAAGUAGGUCUGUGUGGUGAGGCCAAGCCCUCAGUUUGCAAGGCAGUCCCCUGCUCAAGAUGGAAGUGGUUGGCACAGCAGUGAGAUGUGAGGGAGAGGACCUGGACACAGGAGAUUUACUAUUUCCACUCCACCUCUCCACCCCAACUCCAUACCGCCAAGGUCAUUCCCCACCCAUAUGUGGCUGGCAUAUUUGUUUUGUUAAGAUAAAUACAGUCAUAAUUACUUUGUAUUA